AUGGACCCCUGGACUAAAAGCUGCAAUCAGCAGCUGGACAAAGGCCCAGAAGCCAUGGGACAUGGCCAGGAGCUGGUGGCAUUCCGCACAGCGGACGGCGUUGCGCACAUUCUGGACGCGUACUGCCCCCACCUGGGUGCCCACCUGGGGGUAUUGGGGCGCGUGGUAGGGGACUGCAUCGAGUGCCCGUUCCACGGGUGGAGGUUCAGAGGAGACAACGGAGCAUGCGCAGGCGUACCGUAUGCCAGAAAGACGCCGUCAUUCGUGUCGGUGAAGGCGUGGACUUGUCGAGAAUCAUGCGGCCUCAUCAUCGUCUGGUUCCAUGCCGACGGAGAGGAACCCUCGUGGAUGAUCGAAGCUCCGGCUGGUGUGGCCAACAACACUAUGCGACAGAUGGCACGCUAUGAGACGCUCUGUACGGGUCACAUCCAGGACAUUGCUCAGAAGGUGGCCGACGGGGCUCACCUGAACUGCCUCCAAGCAGCCACCUGCCUAUUGUCCCUACAGGAAUUCGCGAGCCGGCCUAAAGAUUCGUGGCUGUGCCGCCUGAUGGAGCUCAAGUGGGACGCGACAUUCGCAGUGGCCGGUGAGGAGGUCUCCACGUCGCUGUCCAUACAAAUGUCGCUGAUGGGAUGGAAGCCCAAGUUCGCUCGAUGCCGAGGCAUUGUGAGGCAGGUGGGCCCAGCCCUGACCUUUGUCUCGGUCCGCAACAUUUUCGGAGAAUUCGUUGCGGUGGUUUCGGCGACGCCGGUGGCUCCAUUUCUAACGCGCAUUGUGCACCGAUCCUAUGGGAGACCGGGGCUAUUGUCCUGGUUUUGGUGCUACGCAGCAGAACGUGGCAUCAGCAACAUGAUGGACAGAGACGUCGCUGUAUGGAAUCAGAAGGCCUUUAAGAAGCCGGUUUUGUUGGAUGAAGAUAAGGACAUCAAGGAAUUCAGAAAAUGGUACAGCCAGUUUUACAGCAAGAGCAGUCCGACAUGGCAACAAGUGAAAGAAAAAAGCUUGUCCUGGUGAUACGUUGACGACUGUGAAUAAAGCCAGCUCUUUGUUCCUCCCAUAUUUCUAGGCUGAUCGUAGGGGUUUUUAAUGCGUUUUCAUUCUAGGGUACCUCACGCACCUUCCGGGGGCUAUCUGUCUGUCUGUCUGUCUG
Messenger RNA from Dermacentor silvarum, 1150 nucleotides. Its product is annotated as cholesterol 7-desaturase nvd-like. Bases 1 to 1014 code for a protein of 337 amino acids. Lineage: Eukaryota; Metazoa; Arthropoda; Arachnida; Ixodida; Ixodidae. The record is from RefSeq and is a predicted model, not a curated record. Gene Ontology annotation, biological process: cholesterol metabolic process; chlorophyll biosynthetic process. Gene Ontology annotation, molecular function: chlorophyllide a oxygenase activity; 2 iron, 2 sulfur cluster binding. The transcript has 5 exons. Gene Ontology annotation, cellular component: chloroplast.